Molecule: messenger RNA, 993 nt
Organism: Magnolia sinica
Lineage: Eukaryota; Viridiplantae; Streptophyta; Magnoliopsida; Magnoliales; Magnoliaceae
Product: auxin-responsive protein SAUR21-like
Exons: 1
Coding region: 98-475 (125 amino acids)
Biological process (GO): response to auxin
Source: RefSeq, a predicted model, not a curated record
UGGGACAUUCCCCUUCAAUGCACGACUACAAAUUCCACACCUAUCAUCUCUCUCAUUUCAAGAUCUGCCCAUUUCUCCAAAUCCCAUAUCGAGAGAGAUGUUGGUGAAGAAAAUGAAGUCUGUUAAGAAGCUAGCCAAGAAGGUGGUGUUUGGAAGGCGUCAACAACCGCAAUACAAGUGCCUCCGGCGCGGCGAUGAGGUGGAUGAUUUAGAGUCUUCUCCUGAGACACCAACUGGGUUUUUCGCGGUCUACAUUGGUGAAGAACGGCAGAGAUUCGUCGUGCCCAUGGCAUUCCUAUCACACCCACUCUUCAAAAUGUUACUAGAGAAGGCCUACAAGGAGUAUGGUUUUGAACAAAGGAAUGGGCUAGUGGUCCCAUGCACAGUGCCAACUUUUCUAGAGGUGGUCAGUGCUAUGGAGUGUUGUCAUGGGCAGUUUGAUCUUGAGCCGUUGGUCAGCGAGUUGGUUGCUUAAGCACCGUUUGGGCGCUAUGCUAGAUCAUGAAUUGGGUGGUUUGUAAAUCAUUUCGAUCGCGAAUUGCAGGUGUGUUUGGUCAAGAUCAUAAAUGGUUUGUAAAUCAUUUCGAUCUCGUGCAGGAGUCUAGGUGUGCAUUUGGCUUGGGCUGGUGAGAAAACAUAAUUUACUAUUUUUGGGAUUUCUAUUCUUAAUAAAAUCUCCAAAUGACAUGAAAAGAUGUUGGAGCCAUUAUGAAAUAGCUUGUUCUCGGCCAUGAAAGAAACCCUUUUCGCAGUUCUUGAAAAUUCUAUUAAGGUUAUAGUUUUCACAUUCUUGAAUUAUUUUUCUCCGCCUUUGAAAUGUCAUGAUCCAAAUACAGCCAGAGUUAGAAGAGAAGAGUUAGGGUUGGGUGAGAUUCUUGGAUUGUAUGAUGCUACAGAUGUGUUUGUAAUACAACGAUUUUGUAAAUAAUUACAAAGACAUACUUGUAUACAUGUUCACAAAUGUUCCCAUUUUGGAUUUUCUUCUUGUUCUUC